This is a messenger RNA of Tinamus guttatus (white-throated tinamou), 3078 nucleotides long. The record is from RefSeq and is a predicted model, not a curated record. Lineage: Eukaryota; Metazoa; Chordata; Aves; Tinamiformes; Tinamidae.
ACUGGGAAUCCAUUAUAUGAAACUUAUUACAAACAGGUAGAUCCAGCAUACACAGGGAGAGUUGGAGCAAGCGAAGCUGCGCUUUUUCUUAAAAAAUCUGGUCUCUCUGAUAUUGUCCUUGGAAAAAUAUGGGAUUUGGCUGACCCGGAAGGUAAAGGGUACUUGGAUAAACAGGGUUUCUAUGUCGCAUUGCGCCUUGUAGCAUGUGCACAGAAUGGCCAUGAUGUUAACCUGAGCAAUCUGAGCUUGACUGUGCCACCUCCUAAGUUUCAUGACACUAGCAGUCCCUUACUGAUGACACCCCCUGCAACAGAGACUCACUGGGCUGUUAGGGUGGAAGAAAAAGCAAAGUUUGAUGGUAUUUUUGAAAGCCUUUUGCCAGUAAAUGGUUUACUUUCAGGAGACAAAGUAAAACCAGUACUGAUGAAUUCAAAGCUACCUCUUGAUAUCCUAGGAAGGGUCUGGGAUCUCAGUGAUAUUGACAAAGAUGGUCACCUGGACAAAGAUGAAUUUGCUGUGGCAAUGCAUUUGGUUUAUAGAGCUCUGGAGAAAGAGCCAGUUCCUUCCAUAUUACCCCCUUCUCUCAUACCACCUUCCAAAAGAAAGAAGACCCCUGUAUUUCCUGGUGCAGUUCCUGUUCUCCCUGCAAGUCCUCCACCAAAAGAUAGCCUACGUUCUACCCCCUCUCAUGGUAGUGUGAACAGUCUGAAUAGCACAGGGAGUUUGUCUCCCAAGCACAGCAUCAAACAAGCACAGCCAUCUGUGAACUGGGUAGUACCACUGUCUGACAAAGUGCGAUACGAUGAUAUUUUCUUAAAAACAGACAUGGACAUGGAUGGCUUUGUGAGUGGCCAAGAAGUGAAGGAUAUAUUUAUGCACUCAGGUCUGUCCCAGAACCUCCUAGCACAUAUAUGGGCUUUGGCAGACACAAGGCAGAUGGGAAAGCUAAGCAAAGAUCAGUUUGCACUAGCAAUGUAUCUCAUUCAACAGAAGGUCAGUAAAGGGAUUGAUCCUCCACAAGUGUUGUCCCCAGAUAUGAUCCCUCCCACAGAGAGGAACCAUAAGAUACAGACUCUCUCAGGUUACUUGACCCCUGUAGGAACAGAAAUUUCAGCACUAACAGAAAUGCGUCGUGAUAGCUCAAGUUCUGUUGGAUCAGGAGAAUUCACAGGGGUGAAGGAACUUGAUGAUAUUAGUCAAGAAAUUGCACAGCUGCAGAGAGAAAAAUAUUCCCUAGAGCAGGAUAUUAGAGAAAAGGAAGAAUCAAUCAGGCAGAAGACCAAUGAAGUUCAGGAACUGCAGAACGAUUUAGAUAGGGAGACAAGUAACUUGCAGGAGCUGGAGGCUCAGAAACAAGAUGCCCAGGACCGUCUGGAUGAAAUGGACCAGCAGAAAGCCAAGCUGAAAGAUAUGCUGAGUGACGUGAGGCAGAAGUGCCAGGAAGAAACACAGGUGAUUUCCUCACUAAAAAUGCAGAUUCAAUCUCAGGAAUCAGAUUUAAAAUCACAAGAAGAUGAUCUUAACAGAGCAAAAGCAGAGCUCAAUCGCCUCCAGCAAGAAGAGACUCAGCUAGAGCAGAGCAUCCAGGCUGGAAAAGUGCAGCUUGAAACAAUAAUUAAAUCUUUAAAAUCAACACAGGAAGAAAUAAAUCAGGCAAGAAGUAAACUUUCACAACUUCAAGAGAGCCAGCAAGAGGUCAAUAAGAGUAUAGAACAAUACAAUGAAGCCCUCAAUGGGAUUCACGGUGGUAGCCUGACAAAUUUAGCAGACAUAAAUGAAGGCCUGGCACAGCCGGAAAGAAGCAAUUAUGGAGCUAUGGAUGAUCCAUUUAAGAAUAAAGCCUUGAUGUUUACCAACAACACACAGGAACUCCAUACAGAUCCCUUUCAAUCAGAAGAUCCUUUCAAAUCAGAUCCAUUUAAAGGAGCAGACCCUUUCAAAGGCAGUGACCCCUUCCAGCAUGAUCCUUUUGCAGAACAGCCACCUGCUCCAGCAGAUCCAUUUGGAGGUGAUCCAUUUAAGGAAAGUGAUCCAUUUCGUACUUCUGCCCCUGAGGAUUUCUUCAAAAAACAGGGGAAGAGUGACCCGUUUACCUCAGAUCCAUUCACAAAACCCCCUGCUUUACCCUCUAAGCCUGACCCUUUUGAAAGUAGUGAUCCUUUUACAUCUUCCAGUAUUUCUUCAAAAGGCCCAGAUCCAUUUGGAACACUAGACCCGUUUGGAAGUGGUGCUUUCAGUAGCAGUGAGGAAUUUGCAGACUUCAGUCAGAUGUCAAAGUCAGUAGCAUCAGAUCCCUUCACCUCCUCUUUUGGAGGAAUGGGAUUCUCGGAUGACCCUUUCAAAAGUAAAUCAGACACACCAGCAUUACCACCGAAGAAAAACGUCCCUCCACGGCCUAAGCCACCCAGUGGUAAAAGUACUCCUGUAAGCCACCUUGGGUCUUCAGAUUUUUCCAAGCCCCAUGAUCCAUUCCAGCCAUUUGGGGCUGACAGCAGUGACCCGUUUCAGAGUAAAAAGGGGUUUGGGGACCCAUUUAGUGGAAAAGAUCCAUUUGCUCCCUCCUCUUCAAGUAAAACUUCUAAAGACUCUUCCUUGGGGUUUGCAGACUUCAGCUCUUUUGGAAAUGAAGAGCAGCAGCUGGCGUGGGCAAAGCGUGAGAGUGAAAAAACAGAGCAAGAAAGACUAGCUCGAUUGCGGAGGCAAGAACAAGAAGACCUUGAGUUGGCUAUUGCACUCAGUAAGGCUGAUAUGCCGAGCUCUUAAACAGAGGUCUUUGCCUCUGCCCUGUCCAAGUGAGACCUUUAAACCUGACUUUUAUAAAAAUACUAAAUUCUUGAGUUAUAUUGUGAAAAUAAUUCUAGUCACCUUCAACUCUAAGCAAGACUGGCUGAUUAUAUCAAGCUGGGCUCUGUGUGGCUUUUCAAGUGCAUAAUAUACAGGAAACACUGUAUAAGAUGUAUUAUAUGUUAUAGGUAAAAUUUACUGCUUGUAAGAAAUUUAACGUAUGAUCCUAAGAUACUGGAAGCCAAGUUUCUUUAUUUUGAAGACAACGUUGCGUAUAGUAAACUGCAGCUUAUG